This is a messenger RNA of Juglans regia (Persian walnut), 2347 nucleotides long. Its product is annotated as protein DA1-related 1. Gene Ontology annotation, molecular function: ubiquitin binding. The coding region runs from base 556 to 2094 and encodes 512 amino acids. The record is from RefSeq and is a predicted model, not a curated record. NCBI's taxonomy places the organism in Eukaryota, Viridiplantae, Streptophyta, Magnoliopsida, Fagales, Juglandaceae. The transcript has 12 exons.
CUGAAUGGAAGAUCCCAAAAAAUCAACCCUUUUUUCUCUUGGUGAUGACGCUUUUGUCAACCAGAAAGAGAGAGAUUCAAUGGGGUAUUUGACAUUUAGUGGAAGUGUGGUGGAGAAAGGGGUAGAGGAUAGAGGACCCACAAGCGAGAAAAGACGGUAGUGUUAGAAUCAACACAACUCUCCCCACAGCAUCUAGAUUCAGCAGUCGUGUUGGCUUUUCGUUUUUACCGUUUAUUUUUCUCCUUUUAUGCGUAGGAUCCAAGUCGUCUUCCACUCCCAUCUACUCUUUGGUCGCACCCUUUUAUUUUUAUAUUUAUUUCCUCGGUUUCUCUUUCUAAGGUGUUUGGAAGGGUCACUGCUUCGCAAGGCCAAAGGCAAAUAAUGUUAUGAAAGAUAACAUCUUUUGGUGUCUCUAAUUCUUCUUUGGUGACUUUGCAUUCAUGGGUGUUCAGGAUUUUAUCUGAUCGAGAUUCAUCAGAUUCUAUUGUCUCUGCAGAUUCUUAAUUUAUCUGGAGGAAAAGCUUGCCAAGCUACUGGCAAAUAACAUUUGAUGUUAUGGGUUGGCUGACCAAGAUUCUUAAAGGUUCUAGCUAUAAAGGGCAAUAUCAUGGGAAAUAUCAUGAAGAAAGAAAUUGGGAUGAAGCUCGUAAUUCAGUGGAUGAACUGACAGAUAUCGAGAAAGAAGAAAUUGAUUGUGCUAUUGCACUUUCCCUUGCAGAAGAAGACCAUAAAGGAAAAAAAGUGAUUGAUGAUGACUCCCAAUCGGAGGAAGAUGAACAUCUUGCUAGAGCUCAACCCGAGGAAGAUGAACAUCUUGCUCAACCCGAGGAAGAUGAACAUGUCGCUAAAGUUCAAUUGGAGGAAGAUGAACAACUUGCGAAAGCUCUUCAGGAAAGUAUGAAUGUGGAGUCCCCUCCUCGAUAUGAUAGCAGAAAUAUAUUUCAACCUUAUCCAUUCUUCUCGUCAGGUGGAUACAGGAUCUGUGCUGGCUGCAACACUGAGAUUGGCCAUGGACGGUUUUUGAGUUGCAUGGGUGCUGUUUGGCAUCCAGAAUGUUUUCGGUGUCGUGCUUGCAAUCAACCUAUUACUGAUUAUGAGUAUUCUAUGUCUGGCAAUCACCCUUAUCACAAAUCGUGCUUUAAGGAGCAGAAUCACCCAAGAUGUGAUGUUUGCAAGAACUUUAUCCCAACAAAUUCAGCAGGUCUUAUUGAGUAUAGGGCACAUCCUUUCUGGCUACAAAAGUACUGCCCCUCACAUGAACGCGAUAGGACUCCUCGUUGUUGUAGCUGUGAAAGAAUGGAGCCAAGGGACACAAGAUAUCUGUUGCUUGAUGAUGGUCGGAAGCUAUGUCUGGAGUGUCUAGACUCAGCCAUUAUGGAUACUCAUGAAUGUCAACCUCUUUACCUUGAAAUACAAGAAUUUUAUGAAGGUUUAAAUAUGAAAGUGGAGCAGCAAGUCCCAAUGCUCUUGGUUGAGAGACAAGCACUAAAUGAGGCAAUGGAGGGAGAAAAGAAUGGUCAUCAUCACUUACCUGAGACCAGAGGACUUUGUUUGUCGGAAGAACAGACCGUUACGACUAUCCUAAGGCGGCCAAGGAUUGGGGCAGGCUACCGGAUCAUAGACAUGAUAACUGAGCCUUAUAGGCUGAGUCGUCGAUGCGAAGUGACAGCAAUUCUUGUUUUAUAUGGCCUCCCAAGGUUAUUGACGGGUUCAAUCCUGGCUCACGAGAUGAUGCAUGCGUGGCUCAGGCUUAAAGGUUACCCCAAUCUGAGUCCAGAGGUUGAAGAAGGUAUCUGCCAGGUCUUAGCUCAUAUGUGGUUGGACUCUGAGAUAUAUUCAGUAUCUGGAAGUGAUGUUGCCUCUUCAUCAUCUUCAUCACCAUCUUCCUCAUCCUCAUCAUCCUCUAAUACAUCAUCAAAAAAGGGUAAAAGAUCCGACUUUGAGAAGAAACUAGGUGAGUUUUUUAAACACCAGAUCGAGUCCGAUACAUCAUCAGCUUAUGGAGAUGGAUUCAGGUUAGGUAACCAGGCGGUGCUCAAAUACGGUCUGAAGAGAACUCUUGACCAUAUUCGAAUGACAGGAAGCUUUCCAUAGAUUAUACAGUGAUAUUAUCCUAGUUUUUUUUCCUCCCACAUGAAUCAAUGUAUUGUCUUAGCUGUCCUAUGUCAUGUAGUUCAAUAGGACCCAAACCCAUAUGAAUUCAGGAAUAAACGAGACAACUCUCCUAUAUAUGUGCAAUUCUUGUAAUCUCCUCCUGGCCCCAUAAUGAGGCUACCUUGUACUCCUAUAUAUAUAUAGGAACACUGAAUUCAACGAAUAUAUACACGUUCUUCUUUACUUAUCAAAA